AUGAAUGGAGCCGAUGUUAAACCUGAGCAUCUAUCAAGUGAAAUUCGUGUUAUACCACCAAGUCCCUACACCGAAGUUCGCAAACCAAGCAUCAAUAGAGAAAUAUUAGUUCCUGAAAAAGAAGCAACACUUGCAGGAAGUAAAACUCGAGAAAAAUCAGCGUUUAGUUUUCUUCAUGAUGCACAUAAAAAAACACUACUUGGCCGUAGUUCACUGAAUUGGGCUAGAUUAGCCGCAUUUUACACCGUAUUUUACUUUUGCCUGGGCUGUUUUUUUGUCAUUUUACUUUACGGAUUUGCCAUGAUUCUUAAUCGCGACGUGCCAAGAUAUUAUAAUCAAGAAAGUACAAUGGCUGUACGAACGACCGCUACUGUUGUCGGCAUGGGUUUUCGACCACAGCCAGAUGUCACCGAUAGUCUUAUUCAAGUAACCGAUGAUCCUCAGGAACAAAAGCGUAUUGCAUCAUCACUUCGAUUAUUUCGUGAUGUUUAUCUUAUUCAAAAAAAUGAUGCUAAAGCAGAAGAAUGUACUGAGAAAGACCCAGCGUCAGACUUAAUACCUGGUACAGCUUGUCAAUUUAAUUGGUUUCAUAUUGUUCCUACACAACAGCAUCCAUGUUCGGACAACAAUAUGUAUGGCUUUAAAAAAGAAGAACCAUGCGUUCUGGUUAAAAUAAAUAAAGUUUAUGGAUGGCAGCCACCGAAAGGUCAUAUACCGACGAAUAUACAGCAACUCCGAGGCGUUUAUAAUAAUAGAAGUGUAUCAAAACCAGAUGUUUACGUCACAUGCGAAGGAUCGAAUCCAGCUGAUCGAGAUAUUCUACAUGAUCUGACAUAUUAUUCGGCUGGAAGCAUGCCUGUUUCAUCAAAAUUUGGUGUUAUACCAAAUUAUUAUUUUCCAUAUCGAAAUGCUCCGGAUCAUGUUCAACCAUUUGUACUAGUUCAAUUUAAAAAUCUACCAUUAUUUCGUCUUAUUACUGUCACAUGUCGUGUUUGGGCACCAGGUAUUAUACACGAUACACGAGCUAUGCGUGGUAUGGUUAGUUUUCAACUAUUCCGUACGCAUAAUGUCACUCGGCCACAAAUUAAUAACAAAUAA
This is a messenger RNA of Rotaria socialis, 1098 nucleotides long. Lineage: Eukaryota; Metazoa; Rotifera; Eurotatoria; Philodinida; Philodinidae. The record is from the annotation of a GenBank genome assembly.